AUGAGUUCCACAAGAACGCCACAGAUACGAAAAAGGCGGUCAACGGGUAAACUAGUUGUCCUGAACGAGGAAGAACUUAUACAUCAAGUCCAGCUAAGGCCAAUACUCUAUGAUCGGACGCUGAAAUCAUUUCGAAAGUCUUCGCUGCGACAAAUGCAUUGGCAGGAAGUCAGCGAUGUGAUGGGUGCAACAACAGAUGAAUGUCGCAGGCGAUGGCGUUCUUUGAGAGAUUCCUUUGCCAAACAUUACAAGCAAGUACAACGUACCGAAGAUGAACAUACACGGAAUAAACACCGCAAGUGGGUUUUCUAUGACCAGAUGUCUUUUAUGAUACCAUAUAUGGAUAAUGCAAGUUAUUCCUUGGAUGACCAUCUCAUUGAGGAAUUUGGUGACAAUUCGGAUGAUCAAAGUAUUCACUGUGAAACAUCAUCCACGGCCGUAUUAGAACAAGCACAAGGCAAUCAAAAUACAACCAAGAUGGAAAAUCACAUUGAGCAGAGACAUAGCAAUGAUCAUGUCCAGCAAAACACCGUUUCGGUGCAGGCCACAGAUUUUAUGCCAGUGCCGGAAGAGACAGAAGUAAUGGACCAUCACCACAGCCAUCAUCAGCAUCAUACACCAAAUAGAUACAGAGUCAAUCAAAAUGGUGAAUAUAAAAAUCGCAACAAUGAAGAAACACCUUCAUAUUAUGCGUCGCCCAAUAACUAUUUCGAUUCGGAUGAAAAGUUUUUGCUUAGUUGUGCCCCGGCAAUGCGACGUUUAACUAAUCGCCAAAAUGCCAUAGCCCGCCUACAGAUCCAACAACUUUUGUUUGAUAUUGAAUUUGGAAAUCGUCAGAAUCAUGAUUAA
Molecule: messenger RNA, 849 nt
Organism: Musca vetustissima
Lineage: Eukaryota; Metazoa; Arthropoda; Insecta; Diptera; Muscidae
Product: transcription factor Adf-1-like
Exons: 2
Coding region: 1-849 (282 amino acids)
Biological process (GO): regulation of transcription by RNA polymerase II
Cellular component (GO): nucleus; transcription regulator complex
Molecular function (GO): DNA binding
Source: RefSeq, a predicted model, not a curated record